AUGGCAAAGUGUUGCAUGCUGCUGCUCUUCUUGGGGUUCCUCUUGCAGGUGGCCGGAGCAAAGUCGUGGUCGUGCCACCACGACGACCUCCACGCGUUGAGGGGCUUCGCCGAGAACCUAAGCGGCAAAGGAGCCGUCCGCCUCCGCGCCGCAUGGUCCGGCGCCUCAUGCUGCAGCUGGGAAGGUGUGGGAUGCGAAACAGCAAGCGGCCGCGUCGUGGCAUUGCGGCUCCCCAAGCGCGGCCUUGGAGGGAUCAUCCCAUCGUCGAUUGGUGAGCUUGAUCACCUUCGCUAUUUGGAUCUCUCGGGUAAUUCAUUGGUUGGGGAGGUACCAAAAAGUUUGCAGAAACAGCUGAAGAGCCUCACCACUGAUGGCCUGAGCAGUAACAGAAGAACACUUGACGAAGAACCAAAUACAAUAUCAGGGACCAACAAUAGUGUUGGAUCCGGGAGCAACAAUGUUGUUUCCGGGAACGACAACACGGUCAUAUCUGGGAAUAACAACCAUGUGUCUGGGAGCAACAACACUGUUGUAACUGGAAGUGACAAUACUGUAGUUGGUAGCAACCAUGUCGUAUCAGGGACAAACCAUAUUGUUACUGAUAACAAUAAUGUUGUAUCUGGGAACGACAAUAAUGUGUCUGGGAGCUUCCAUACUGUAUCGGGGGAGCACAAUACCGUAUCUGGAAGCAACAAUACUGUAUCCGGGAGCAACCAUAUCGUAUCUGGAAGCAACAAAGUCGUAACAGAUGGUUAAUAUUCUGUAGGUGCAAGAUUACUUCCAUCUUCCCAAGUUCAGUGUAGCUCAUAAUCAAUUGAUGGAGACAAUCACGUUAUGUAACUU
Molecule: messenger RNA, 843 nt
Organism: Lolium rigidum
Lineage: Eukaryota; Viridiplantae; Streptophyta; Magnoliopsida; Poales; Poaceae
Product: phytosulfokine receptor 1-like
Exons: 1
Coding region: 1-756 (251 amino acids)
Source: RefSeq, a predicted model, not a curated record